UGUAUCUAAAUACGGUAACAGGAAAUGACAUUGACUUGAAGGAUGAUGACCAUGCACUUCCUUUUUCAACGUGCAAGUAAGUGAUAUAUACUUCUACUCGUGGAUGCAAUAGGACGUGAACAAACGUCAUCGUUUUAAACAUCUUCAUUUUUUUUUAACCUCUAUUACGUCAUACUGGUACCAUGCAAGAGAUAAAAAUUUCAAAAUAUAUUUCCUAUACUUUCAAGAAUGAGUAAUAAGAGGUGUAUGCAUGUGCUAUAAAAAAAGCCGAAGAGACAUCGUCGACAGUGAAACUAACGCGUCGAGUUAGAUAAGAGAGCGCAUAAUAUUUGAUAAUUGUCGUGACGUAAAUCACCUGACUUAUAAAUCUACGUGUAGAAAACAAGAAACUUUAUUCAUUACUUAUUAUCUUAUACGAUUUUUUUUCGGUUAUCUAUAUUUUGAAUAAUUAUCAACCGCAAUGACUAGCCUUUUCGUGAAACAAAAUUUUGGUUUAAUUAACAUUUCACAUUUACUCCAACGAUCACAACCUGUUUUUUCCUUUCAGUGUUGUGGAUAUGUUCAUGAUAUUAAAUUAAACGUUGCUAAUGGCCCUAUCAGAGCUUUGAAAGAAAAAGUAACUAAAAAAGAAUUAAUGAACGAUGAUCAUCAGUUAAAAGUAGUUAAAAGCUUACAGAGAAUAUAUGAUGAAGUUCAUGAAUAUAAACCAGAUCAAUUUAAUGUAUUAGGAAAAUGGUUUGGAUGGAGAAAAAAGGAAACACCUAAAGGAUUGUAUAUUUAUGGUGCUGUCGGCGGUGGUAAAACCAUGUUAAUGGAUCUUUUUUAUAAUUGUUGUCAGAUUGAAAAUAAGAAACGAGUACAUUUUCAUUCCUUCAUGCUUGAUGUUCACAAAAAAGUUCACGAGGUUAAGAAGACUAUAGUGAGAGAUACUAAUAGUACUAAACUUCAACCGUUUGAUCCGAUACCACCAGUAGCAGCUGCUAUUACAGAAGAAGCUUGGUUACUAUGUUUUGAUGAAUUUCAGGUGACAGAUAUUGCAGAUGCAAUGAUAUUAAAACGAUUAUUUACUGAAUUAUUCAAUAAUGGUGUGAUUGUCGUUGCCACAAGCAAUAGAUCACCUGACGACUUGUACAAGAAUGGAUUACAAAGAGGAAAUUUUGUACCUUUUAUUAAAGUCUUAAAAGACCACUGCUUAGUUGAAUCGUUAGAUUCCGGUGUCGAUUACAGGUUGAAGGCUGGAUCUGGAGAUAACAAAAUAUAUUUUAUAAAAGGGAAAGACGUGGUAAAAGAUGUGGACAAUGUUUUCAAAUAUCUAUGCUCAAAGGAAAACGACAUUGUGAGAACACGUACGAUUUCUAUAAAAGGUCGUAAUGUAAAGUUUCAAAGAACUUGUGGUAGAGUUCUAGACUCAACGUUUGAUGAAUUAUGCGAUAGGCCUCUUGGUGCUAGUGAUUACUUGGAACUAAGUCAAGCUUUUCAUACGAUAAUAAUAAGAGAUGUUCCGCAACUAAAUCUUCGAUUAAAAUCUCAAGCAAGAAGAUUUAUUACUCUGAUUGAUACCUUGUAUGAUAGCAAGGUAAGAGUUGUAAUAUCUGCCUCAGUACCACAUACACAAUUAUUUUUACCAGAAGGCGAUAGCGAAUAUACAGAUGAAAAACGAAUGUUAAUGGACGAUUUAAAGAUCUCGCACGAUUCCGCCGAUCAUAAGUCUAAUAUUUUUACUGGUGAAGAAGAACUUUUCGCCUUUGAUCGUACUAUAUCCCGAUUAGCUGAAAUGCAAACAACUCAAUAUUGGGAACGAUGGGAACAACAUAGAUAAUGAUAGUAUUGCUUUAGUACAAAUUAGUUUGGUAGUAUAUUUGUUAGUAUUUCGUUUAAACUAACUACAGUUUAAAUUAUUAAUAUAUUGUACUUUGUAUUGAAUUACUUAAUGGUACCUGUUUUACAGAAAUUUUUUUAACGUUAUAAUUAACUGAAAGUUCAAGUAGAUUUUUACUAAUUUAUUUAUGUAUUAUUUAUUUUUAUUUUAUAAUUAUAUAUUUAUGUAUAUAAAUA
Messenger RNA from Polistes canadensis, 2055 nucleotides. RefSeq names its product putative ATPase N2B. The transcript is spliced from 8 exons. NCBI's taxonomy places the organism in Eukaryota, Metazoa, Arthropoda, Insecta, Hymenoptera, Vespidae. The coding region runs from base 461 to 1819 and encodes 452 amino acids. The record is from RefSeq and is a predicted model, not a curated record. Gene Ontology annotation, molecular function: ATP hydrolysis activity; ATP binding. Gene Ontology annotation, cellular component: cytoplasm; mitochondrion.